AUGUCAUUCUAUACGGACCCUUUACCGAACGGGACCAAUGUGAUGAACCCAUACUCAUUAAAUUCCACAACCCUACUUCAUUUGUUCUCCGCAUGCAACGAAAUUCUCCACAUUCCGUCGAACAACGAAUUUCAGUUGAAAUAUUAUGGUCCGCUUCCCGAUCUGGCCAGACCACCUUGGUUGCAGAUUUACAACUUCUUUUGGGAUGUGGUAUUUGUGGGGACAGUUCUUUUGGCCGGAAUUACCGGAAAUGUACUCAGCUGUUUCGUCCUCAUUCGUGACCGGUCGCAUGGCACGACGAGCCUGAUUCUCACUGCACUGGCAAUAUGUGAUACUAUGUUUCUUGUCGGAUGUCUGUUCUUCCAGUUCUUACGUACGCUGUCGUUCUUUGUGUUGUGGAUAUCCUACAUCAAUCUAUAUGCCCACACCAGCAAUGUGCUUUACGGCUCCGGGAUGGCUGUUCGUAUGAUGCGUAAUUGGAUGGUUGUCCUCGUCUCUUUGGAACGGUGCAAAACCCCUAUUCUGCACUGGGGUGCGNCAUACACGUGGGACCAGCCAGACUUGCCCGUGGGUACCUUGAUCUACCACAGUGUAGUCAGACAGUGGGUUCAUGAUAGUUAUGUGUUCCGCUUGGCUUAUCGACUCAUUCUAUAUACAGUGGUAAUUGUUACUCUGCCGAAUGUGAUUAUUGGUGUGCUGAAUGUCCUACUCAUUCGAGGUAUCAAGUAUGCAAAUGCGAGGAGAGCACAAAUCAUGGCUCGAGUGGAUUGUGCAAAUCGACACUGUAACUGUACUUCACUCCGUGUCGAACAGGAACAUUCAUCUCACAUAUCCAUCUCACAGAACACGAACCCGGAGAAUCAUGCCUAUUUUGUACGUGUAGAGAAAUCCACCAGAUCACGGACAGGUGAAGUCAACAGACUUUGUGUUGGUGUGAUUGUUAUUUAUUUGGUCUGUGAACUACCUGCAGUAGGUUAUCAAGUGAUUUAUUUGUUACAAAAUCGAGCCGCUAUCGAUCUAACACGACCAGUCACCAAUGCUUUGGUCUGCUUGAAUAGCGGUGUAAAUUUCUUCAUCUACGUGUUUCUCGGUCGUCGUUUUCGGACGCAGCUGAAAGAUCUUUUCCGCAAGUUGUGUGCCCGAUGCCGUCCGACCCGGGACGAUCACGGUCACGUGAUUCAUUCGGCGGCCUAUCAUGGAUCAUUCGGUCCGUUCACCACGAAAGAUGGGGAACUGUGUAUGCUAAAUGCAAUGGGAACCGCACGGAAUCCGAGCGACAGUCGGGGAANCUAA
Messenger RNA from Echinostoma caproni, 1293 nucleotides. Lineage: Eukaryota; Metazoa; Platyhelminthes; Trematoda; Plagiorchiida; Echinostomatidae. The record is from the annotation of a GenBank genome assembly.